UUCGUCAUUUCCGGUGAACAACUUCCUGUCCACAAAUUGCAAAACAUGGCGUUGCUUUUAAGGUCGAUGGCCCGACCGGGUUUCCAUGCGUCCCGGUCUCAGUUUGGAGUCCUCUACAGACAUGCUGUUCCCAUGGGAACAACGGCGAAGGAGGAGAUGAAUAAGUUUUGGGACAAAAACAACCGACUGAACCGACCCAUGUCACCGCACAUCACCAUCUACAGGUGGUCCAUUCCCAUGGUGAUGUCCAUCACAUUCAGAGGAACAGGAGUGGGCCUUAGUGGAGGCAUCUCUCUGUUUGCGGUGGCUGCCAUGGUGUUGCCAGGUAACUACCCUCAGUAUCUGGACCUCAUCCACUCCCUGUCGUUCGGGCCCCAGUUCCUGGCCUUCACCAAGUUUGCACUGGCCUUCCCCGUGUCCUACCACACCCUCAAUGGCAUUCGCCAUCUAAUGUGGGAUGUGGGUAAGGGCUUUCAGAUCCCUGAUGUGUAUCGCUCAGGCUACGUGGUGAUGGCUCUGUCUGUCCUCACCUCCAUCGGCCUGGCCUGCCUGUGAGCCUCCGACCGGGUGGAGGAGGAGGAGGAGGAGGAGGGGAGCCGGGCCUGUUUCAGAGGCCAGCGUUCUGUUUGUUUGUGUUUGUAAAAGCGCUCAUGUUCCAUAAAUGAAAAUAAAUAAAUCUCUAUACAUCUCUAACUGCU
Messenger RNA from Clupea harengus (Atlantic herring), 698 nucleotides. RefSeq names its product succinate dehydrogenase complex, subunit C, integral membrane protein (gene sdhc). Gene Ontology annotation, cellular component: membrane; respiratory chain complex II (succinate dehydrogenase). Lineage: Eukaryota; Metazoa; Chordata; Actinopteri; Clupeiformes; Clupeidae. Gene Ontology annotation, molecular function: electron transfer activity. The coding region runs from base 46 to 555 and encodes 169 amino acids. The record is from RefSeq and is a predicted model, not a curated record. The transcript is spliced from 6 exons. Gene Ontology annotation, biological process: tricarboxylic acid cycle; mitochondrial electron transport, succinate to ubiquinone.